Molecule: messenger RNA, 1454 nt
Organism: Phascolarctos cinereus (koala)
Lineage: Eukaryota; Metazoa; Chordata; Mammalia; Diprotodontia; Phascolarctidae
Gene: OSGEP
Product: O-sialoglycoprotein endopeptidase
Biological process (GO): tRNA threonylcarbamoyladenosine modification
Cellular component (GO): EKC/KEOPS complex; cytoplasm
Source: RefSeq, a predicted model, not a curated record
GCUGGGGCUGCGGCGCCUACAGCUUUUGUGGUGUUCCGGUCGGUCCCUGCCGCGUUCUGUGACCUCUCUUCUGGCUGUAGCAGCGUCGGCGGGGGCGGGAUAAGGGCGGAGCUCCAUGGACCGCCGGGACCUCUGACCUCACAACCCCAACCAUGCCCACGGUGCUUGGUUUCGAGGGUAGCGCCAACAAAAUCGGCGUGGGCAUCGUGAGAGAUGGAGAGGUGCUGGCAAACCCUCGGCGGACCUACCUUACCCCUCCGGGCACGGGGUUCCUUCCAGGAGACACUGCCAGGCACCACCGAGCUUGUGUACUGGACCUGCUGCAUGAAGCCCUGACUGAAGCUGGACUCGACCCUAAGGACAUUGAUUGUAUCGCCUUUACCAAGGGCCCUGGAAUGGGUGCCCCACUAGUCUCAGUGGCUGUUGUUGCCCGAACUGUGGCACAGUUGUGGAAUAAGCCAUUGGUGGCUGUGAAUCAUUGUGUGGGCCAUAUUGAGAUGGGCCGCCUCAUCACUGGAGCCAUUAGCCCAACUGUACUUUAUGUUAGCGGUGGAAAUACUCAGGUGAUUUCAUACUCAGAGCAUCGAUACCGAAUCUUUGGGGAAACCAUCGACAUCGCUGUUGGUAAUUGUCUGGAUCGAUUUGCCAGAGUUCUAAAGAUCUCCAAUGAUCCCAGCCCUGGCUACAACAUUGAGCAGAUGGCAAAGCGAGGCCAAAAGCUAGUGGAGUUACCAUACACUGUGAAGGGGAUGGAUGUCUCAUUCUCAGGGAUCCUGUCUUAUAUUGAGGAAGCAGCUCAUCGAAUGCUGGCUGCAAAUGAAUGUACCCCUGAAGAUCUGUGUUUCUCUCUCCAGGAAACAGUGUUUGCAAUGCUGGUGGAAAUCACAGAGCGGGCCAUGGCACACUGUGGCUCCCAAGAGGUCCUCAUCGUGGGAGGUGUAGGGUGUAAUAUGAGGCUACAGGAGAUGAUGAGGACAAUGUGUGAAGAACGUGGUGCCCAGCUCUUUGCCACUGAUGAAAGAUUUUGCAUUGACAAUGGAGCUAUGAUUGCUCAGGCUGGUUGGGAAAUGUUCCAGUCCGGACAUAAAACAUCACUCAGCGAUUCCGGGGUCACUCAGAGGUACCGUACUGAUGAAGUAGAAGUGACUUGGAGGAACUGACCUACUGAGGAGAGGGUCACAUAGUGUCGACACCAAGGAAAACACGAUUGUGUGGAACCUUCUUGUUUUCUGGUCACAUGAUGGAUUUCAGAGUAGUUUCCCCGUUACCUCUUCUAGAGAGCUGAGCUCCAUCAUGAUGAAGCAAUCAAGCACCUUUGUUUUUGUGUGUCUGUCACUAACAUGAAUUUCUCAGAACCCAUGUGAAUCGCCUUGUGCGAGGUAUAUAGAGGUACACUAAAUAAAUGCUUGUUGAUUUGACAAGCUGACUAAAUAAAAGUGUCAUUGACCAGAAAA